Messenger RNA from Entamoeba invadens IP1, 2955 nucleotides. Its product is annotated as midasin, putative. Lineage: Eukaryota; Evosea; Mastigamoebida; Endamoebidae. Gene Ontology annotation, molecular function: ATP hydrolysis activity; ATP binding. The record is from RefSeq and is a predicted model, not a curated record. Gene Ontology annotation, cellular component: preribosome, large subunit precursor. The transcript has 3 exons. The coding region runs from base 1 to 2955 and encodes 984 amino acids. Gene Ontology annotation, biological process: rRNA processing; ribosomal large subunit assembly.
AUGAAGAAGGGGGAGAUGUUUUUGAUUGAUGAAAUUAAUAUGGCGGAGGAUUCUGUCUUGGAAAGAAUCAAUUCAGUGUUAGAACCUUCAAGAAUGAUGACCAUUGCAGAGAAGACGUCAACAGAGAUAGAAGAAGUUGUUGCGAAUGAUACUUUCAGAAUCUUUGGAACAAUGAACCCCGGUGGAGACUUUGGUAAAAGAGAGCUGAGUCCUGUUAUGAGAAACCGAUUUACAGAGAUCUAUGUCAAGUCGUUUGAAGCAGAAGGAGACUUGUUACUGAUUGUCCAACAGAAGAUCAAUGAACCAACAGAGAAGAAGUUUGCGGCUGCUAUAGUCAAGUUCUUGAUGUGGGCGGAGAAGAAAUUUGGGAAGAAAGUGUCAGUCAGAAAUUGCCUAGCGUGGACUGAUUUUAUGAAUUGUUGUACGAGUAUACCAUCACCUCUUGUUCGAUUCAUCCAUGCAGCUCAUUUAGUAGUGAUUGAUGGUGUUAAGGAUGAAGUAGGGAAAACAAAUGUGGAGUAUUUGAUAGCAUUGAAUGAGGCAUUGGUGACUAUUGGAGAGAAUUUGGAAGACUCUAUAGUUCAAGAGAUGUCGAUGCAACCAACUUUGAGUGUUGGACCAAACAACAUCAAUGUAUCAGACUUCACUAUCGGAGCAAAUGGUCCAAUUCAAAAACAAGACAAUUACAGUGUGAAUACACCAAUUACUACUAACAACAUAUUUCAUUUAUUGAGAGCGAUGGUACUCCAUAAAUCGAUAUUAAUGGAAGGAUCUCCUGGAAAUCAAUCUGUCGAACACACGGACAUUAGCGAUUUACUUGGAACGGAUCUCCCACUUGAAGGAAGUAGUGGAGGAUUUGGAUGGUGUGAUAGAUUGUUACUGAGAACUAUCAAAGUUGAUCAUGGGUGUGACUCGAUGAACUCAACUUGGCUUCACAAAGUGUAUUGGAAGGUCUUAAUUCGUUGUUGGAUCACCGAGCAACUACUGUUUGCAAGUCAGAAUCCACUUGGAGAAGGGAGUGGAAGAAAGGGAUUGCCACAAUCGUCUAUAAACCGAUUUACAUCAGUGUAUGUCAAUAAGAUGACUGAAAGUGAUUUGAAAUUGAUUGUCGAGAAAAUGUAUCCAAUGAUUCCAGUCGAACUGAGAGAGAGUCUUAUAGACUUUGUGGGGCAACUUGAGAAUCAAGUGUGCUGUAAAAAGAAAUUUGGGAGACGUGGAGAGCCGUGGGAAUUCAAUUUGAGAGAUGUUUUGAGAUACUGUAAAUUGUAUUCGGAAUAUUCACAACGUAUUGAUACUGAUACAGUGAAAAGAAAUAUGGACACACUUGGGUUUAUAUUCACUGAAAUCUUUAAGGGAAGAUUUAGAGAUGUUGUUGAUAUACAAAAAGUCGAAGAGCUCUGGAGAAGUUGCUUGUCACCAAAAUACAAAGAGAUGUCGAUGGAAUAUCACAAUGAUAUUCACAUCACUCCGGAGAGAUUUAUUAUUGGAGAAGUGGAGGUGUCGAGAACUGUUAAUAGAGAUACAACAAACUCAGACAAAUAUAUAUUACCAACACAUGUUGAAUCGAUGAAACAAGUCAUGAAGGGUAUUAAUCAUAACUGGCUCAUAUCACUUAUUGGAGACUCACAUUGUGGAAAGGCGACGUUAGUGAGGAAUGUUGCUCAACUAUGUGGAAGUGUUUUAAAAGAGUUUUCGAUGAACACAAGUGUUGACACGAUAGAUCUCAUUGGUGGAUAUGAACAACUCGAUUUUGAAAGACACAGAAAAUCAUUUUUGGAAGACCUUCGAGAUUACAUGAAAUUGGUUACAAACAAGGAAGCGUUAUCAAUCUAUUCGACAUUGGAGAGGUGUACUAAAGUGUCUGAAAUUGAUAGGAAACAUGAUUGUAUCUUCUCAUCAACUGAAAUGAAUAUCAUUAAAGGGUUAAUUAAAGUACUUAACGAUGAAUAUCUCCAGUCUGAAAUAACACGAAUAGAAGUGACACAACAGAAGAAGUCGAUUGGUUCAUUUGAAUGGGUGGAUGGUAUUGUAGUGAAGUGUAUGAAACGUGGGUACUGGUUGUUAAUGGAAAAUGUCAAUUUCUGUAACCCGACUGUACUUGACAGACUUAAUUCACUCUUUGAACCAAAUGGGUACUUAGUGUUAAAUGAACGCGGUGUAGAUAGUAAUGGCAUUCCAAUCAUCGUGAAGCCCCACAACAAUUUUAGAGUCAUCUUUACAUCAAAUUCGAUGAAUGGAGAAAUAUCACGAGCUAUGAGGAAUAGAGCGCUUGAGUUGUAUGUACCCCAAAUUCGUGAGAUAGACGCACAACGCAUGUUAACUGGAUUUGGAGUGUCUUUACAAACAGCGAAAAGGAUGAUAGCAAUACAUCUAAAGACGGAGAAUAUGAUGUUUUUGUAUUUGAUGAGAUGGGCAAAGUAUGUCGGGAAGAAUGGAGAGAGUGCGAUGAAAGAGGGAUUUGACAUCUUCUACGUCCAAACAAAAUCGGACGUGAAUGAACAAGAGAAGUUAAGAAACAUUUACAUGAAUCAACAAGAUAUUGAAUGUAAUGAGUACGAGAGUGUUGUAUUCAAAUUGUUUGCACAAGCCAAAAUAGGCAAUUUGAAUGUGUUUGAGGAGAACGUGUCGAUUGGAGAUUUGGUGAAUCAAAUGUCACAAAUCAUCCCAUUAAUAUGUGAUCAAGUGCCACAAAAUGUAAUGGAAUUUGACUGUUUUUCAUUGAAGAUUGUCAUUGUUAACACAUUGAAAGAUGUCAAAUUUGAAUCGACGAUGAAGUACAAAGAAUACAUUUCAAUGGUGUUGUAUUUACUUGAUGAUAUUGAUCGCGUCAAUUACUUGAGUUUGUUGCAAAGCAUUGAAGGUGGAGAGAACAUCAUUGUGUAUAUUCAAAACGAGAACUUAAUAAGACAAUAUUCAAGUCGACAAAUUCGAGGGAUGUAUGCACUGUAUUGGUAA